Triticum dicoccoides is the source of this 1356-nucleotide messenger RNA. RefSeq names its product bifunctional nitrilase/nitrile hydratase NIT4-like. NCBI's taxonomy places the organism in Eukaryota, Viridiplantae, Streptophyta, Magnoliopsida, Poales, Poaceae. The record is from RefSeq and is a predicted model, not a curated record. The coding region runs from base 531 to 1079 and encodes 182 amino acids. Gene Ontology annotation, molecular function: nitrile hydratase activity; nitrilase activity. The transcript has 5 exons. Gene Ontology annotation, biological process: detoxification of nitrogen compound.
GCCGCCGCGCCUCAGCCUGAUCUACGCCGCCUCCGUCUGCGGCCCCUCCUCCGCCAUGGAUCCCGCUACUGGCUAGCCACUCUCCUCUCGCCGCUCGUCCUGCGCCGCCCCGCGUCUCCCCUGAUUGUUCAGCCACCUGACGCCGACGCGCCACUCCGGCAGCUGGCCCUCUACUCCUCCCCCAGCCGCCGCCGCCGCCGCCCGGCCACCCAACGCCGACGCCCCACGCCAGCAGCUUCCCGACCAGCUCCGCGAGUGGCCCUGUCUCUAAAAUCGCCACCAAACUCCCCACAGAUGGGCUGGUGCUCCCCGUCCACACCCCGGCAGCUGCUAUCCACCGUCGCACUCUUCGCCUUCGGCGCGGGGCUCCUCACCUACGGCGCACACCUCUCCUACGUCCACAUCGAGCCCCAGCGCGAGCGCACGCUCGCCCGCGAUCAGUUUGUCCGCGACUACCUACGCAGGAAGCACGACAAGUAGCCCGCAUCCUCACGGCAUCCCCUCCUAUUCCGUUCCACUGCUUGGCAACGAUGCCUUUGCCCCCCAUGAGCUCCGGCGUUGGGCCAGUGAUAGCGGAGGUGGAGAUGAACGCCGGCGCCGACCAGGAUGCCACUACCGUGUGGGCCACUGUUGUGCAGGCCUGCAGCAUGUUCUAUGACACGCCUGCAACGUUCGACAAAGCAGAAAAAUUGACAGCCGAGACAGCUGGAUAUGGUUCACAGUUGGUUCUUUUCCCAGAAGUCUUUGUCGGUGGCUACCCUCAUGGGUCUGCCUUUGGACUAACUGUUGGCAGUCGAUCUGCAAAGGGAAAAGAAGACUUUUGGAAGUACCAUACAGCUGCCAUAGAUGUGCCUGAGCGCACCGCCGUUCGUCCUGGAGGGAGUUCCAUCAUCUCGCCAUCUAUGGCAGUGUUGGGAGGCCCCAACUAUGAGGGCGAGGCCCUUCUCACAGCUGACCAGGACAUUGGUGAAAUUGUUCGGGCGAAGUUUGAUUUCGACGCUGUGGGAAACUACAAACGGGCUGAGGUGCCGAGCUUGAGCGUGAAUACCGACGCUGUGGGACACUGCAAACGGGCUUAGGUGCCGAGCUUGAGCGUGAAUACUGAUCUGAGACACCUGUGUCUUCCACUCUACCGACGGAUAAGAUCUGAGGUGCAAGAGUGCCAAUGUUUUGAGGACCUGAUUGAUGACCAGCAAUGUUUCCGUAGCUGUGUGUAACAUGGCAUUACAGCAAUAGUUGUGCCUUUGUUUUUCUUGUAAGGGCAUCUACAGACAUACUACAUACAUCUACCCCAAUGACUUGUAGUAUAUUUGAUUUUGAAAACCAUUCUGGGGUAGAAAUAAUGUGUUUUUCUUA